This is a messenger RNA of Fusarium vanettenii 77-13-4, 507 nucleotides long. RefSeq lists its product as uncharacterized. NCBI's taxonomy places the organism in Eukaryota, Fungi, Ascomycota, Sordariomycetes, Hypocreales, Nectriaceae. The transcript has a single exon. The annotation marks the transcript as partial. The record is from RefSeq and is a predicted model, not a curated record.
AUGUUGGAUUUACGAAAGCGCAUUGCACUUGCUCAACUGCCAUCUCACACUGGCGCUGACCAAAGCUUAGCCCUGGCGGCGGGGUGGCUUCAGCAUUGCACCAUCUAUCACGAGGUGUGCUGUUCCAAUCAAGACCGGUCAUUUCGGCCAUCGCGUCUUCUGUAUGUCGAAAACGAUGCCGUCUGCCUCCAUACCGUCCAGAAGAUGCCCAAGAGAGUCCUUUACUUAACCCUUAGCCAUUGUUGGGGCAAACUGCAUAUCCUCAGACUGCUGGAGUCCAACGAGGAUUCUUUCCACAUAGAUAUUCGGAUGCAAUCGCUGCCCCAGACCUUCCAGGACGCGAUUAAGAUUACACGGCGCCUUGGAUUCUCUUAUCUCUGGAUUGACAGCCUCUGCAUUAUUCAAGACUCAAAAGAAGACUGGCUGCGAGAGGCUGCACUCAUGGGCAAAAUCUACAAGAAUGCAGCAUGCAACAUAGCAGCCCCAGAUGCCUCCAGCGGCCAGCAA